AUGCACAAAUCAGCUCGAAAAAAAGACCAGGAAAUUGGAGGAGAGCAGCCGCCCAGUGAAUUGCCCAUCCUUGGUGAGAAGGACAAAUCACAGGAAACUUCCGACCAUGUCUCAUUGCCCUCCCCUUCGCAACAGGAAACAAAAAUAAGACACACCCUGGCGACCGAGCCAUUUCAACCGAUCUUGCAGGUUCUAGCAGACCUCGAGCGCGACGAUCCCAAGUUCGCCUUUCCAGCAGCUCGACUUGUUGGACUCUAUCGCCGCCUAUGGGAGUCGUGCGUAUCCAAGCAUAUCGAUGGCCAGAAGCUAGAGCAGGACAACCUUGCUUUGAAGGAGACUGGUACGCACCUGAGAAAAGAGAGAGAUGGUCUUCAGGUUCGCCACGACAAGCAGCUGUCUCGGCUGCACUUUUUCGAUCAGGUAUUGGAAUUAUCCCGGGAGAGGCUGGUUAGGGUACUCGAUAACUGGAACCACCCUUCGAGACUCAAUCUGGCAGGGUUGCCGGAUAAUGCAAGAGGAGAGUGA
Messenger RNA from Penicillium roqueforti, 525 nucleotides. RefSeq lists its product as uncharacterized. The transcript has 2 exons. Bases 1 to 525 code for a protein of 174 amino acids. The record is from RefSeq and is a predicted model, not a curated record. Lineage: Eukaryota; Fungi; Ascomycota; Eurotiomycetes; Eurotiales; Aspergillaceae.